AUGUCAAGAAACCGUCAUUCUGUAACAGAAACCGAAAAGUUUGAAGAUAUAGACAUUUGGCAGAAUAUUUUGAAACAUUUUAAGCAUUUUGAGAAGCUUCAAGGACAUGAAGAUUCGUUUAAUUUAGAAAUUAAAAAAGCACAGGAAAAAGUAGGGAUAGAGACGAAUUAUUUUUCUGUUAAGGCUCUUAGGGAUGCUUAUCAGGAGGCAGUUGAUGUACUGAAUGAGCAACAAAGUUUACUUUUACAAAUACAAGAAAAUCUUGAUACUCUCAUUGCACAUCGUCAAUCAGAAGAAACGGGAAAAGUCUCAGAGGAUUUUAAAAUAAAAAAGCGGCGAAUUGAAGAGAAUUCUUCUGAUACUACUAUUUCUCGAGUAAAGAAAUCACGAAGCCAAACAAUUACUCGUGAUAUUUUACAAGUUGGAUCUCAGGUUGCUUUUCGCCAACCAAAAACAAAAAAUAGUCAAGGCGAUUGGAUUCAAUGUAUUGUUACACGUGUUAUUGGGGAAGGAUCUAAAGUUCGAUAUGAGGUUCAGGAUCCUGAACCAGAUGAAAACCAUCAUCCUGGAAUAUAUAAAACUGUUGCUUCAAACCUGAUUUUAAUUCCCAAUAGUUCAGUAGGACUUCGACCUUUAUCACCUGGUACACAAGUUCUUGCGAGAUAUCCAGAAACAACAACGUUUUAUAAUGCAGAAGUAAUUAGUACAAAGAGAGAUGGGACUUGUAAAUUACGUUUUGAAGGAGAAGUUGAAAAAGAAACAGAAGUUGAAAGGAAGCUUGUAUUAGAAUUAACCUAA
Pneumocystis murina B123 is the source of this 798-nucleotide messenger RNA. RefSeq lists its product as hypothetical. Bases 1 to 798 code for a protein of 265 amino acids. Gene Ontology annotation, cellular component: SAGA complex. The transcript has 8 exons. NCBI's taxonomy places the organism in Eukaryota, Fungi, Ascomycota, Pneumocystomycetes, Pneumocystales, Pneumocystaceae. The record is from RefSeq and is a predicted model, not a curated record.